AUUUAUAUAACUGAUAGCAACUCAUUUUCCAUGGUAGGACCUGCUCCGUAGAUAUUAACAUUAAUCAUAUCUGUCUUAUUUCAACAUUUAGCCAUUUGGGCGACUCGGCUGACCGAGGACAUUCGGGGCAACCGUGACUUGUAUAUUCAUACAACUUUGCGCGAACUCAUUCUCUACAUUCUAUUUCUGAUCACGCUAAUGAUAGUUGCCUUCGUCCCAAUCAACGAAAACACCUAUCUGUUGAAGAAAACACUGGAAAGGACUUUUAUGGAGGCAACUGUAGCUGAUUCAGAAGAUAGUUUGGCUACAGUCAAUGAUUUGGAUGGAUUAUGGGAGGUGAUCAAGGGACCGAUUGUGGAUGCACUGUAUGAUAAUGAUUGGUACAAUGGUCAACCUAUGUGGAUCGAUGCAGAGCAUUUGUCCGUUAGCUCUGAGAAUCUGUUAAUUGGUAUGCCACGACUGAGACAACUUCGAAUGGCUUCAAACUCUUGCGUGGUGCCUUCGGACUUCAGGAAAGAUAUCAAGGAGUGCUAUGGACCAUAUGAAAUUCGGCUUGAAGACAAAGCGCCAUUUGGCAUAGGGAAUGGAACUGCUUGGACUUACACGUCGUCGAGUGUCUUGGGAAUGCAGACAUUCUACGGAGAUGUGGCUUUGUACGGCGGUGGAGGAUACUACGAGGACUUGUCGAGAAACGAAACCGAAGCGAGAGCGCAGGUCCAAAAGCUAUUUGAACAUUUGUGGUUGAAUCGGGGGACUAGAGCGGUGUUUGUUCACUUCACCACCUACAAUCCCAAUAUGAAUAUCUUCUGUGUCGUUCAACUUAUCGCCGAAGUUCCUGCCUCAGGUGGGUUGGUUGUGGGUGGUGAAUUUCGAUCAGUCAAGCUUAUUCGCUACGUGACGCCACUGGAUUACUUUGUGCUGGCCUGCGAAUGCAUCUUCCUCCUAUUCACCCUGUACUACAUUGUGGAAGAAAUUAUGGAGAUAUCCAAACACAAACUGUCAUAUUUCACCUCCAUUUGGAAUAUCCUUGACAUAGUCAUCAUUCUACUGAGUCUGAUGUGCGCUGCCUUUAACAUCUACCGGACAGUCAAGGUUAACGAGCUACUCAGUCGUCUUUUGGUGGAAAAGGAUUCGUUUGCCAACUUUCAGUUGUUGAGCUUUUGGCAAAUGAACUUCAACUACGGGAUCGCCAUUACCGUAUUCUUGUCAUGGAUAAAGUUAUUCAAGUAUAUCAGCUUCAACAAAACCAUGACGCAGCUCAGCUCAACACUGGGUAAUUGUGCCAAAGACCUGGCCGGAUUCUCUGUCAUGUUCUUCAUCGUAUUCUUCUCCUUUGCUGAACUGGGCUAUUUGGCAUUCGGGACGCAAGUGGAAGAUUUCAGUCAGUUCAUGACUUCUGUAUACACCCUGUUCCGAAUUAUUCUGGGUGACUUCGAUUUCAAUGCCUUGGAGCGAGCCAAUAGCGUAUUCGGUCCCAUCUAUUUCAUCGUCUACGUGUUCUUUGUCUUUUUUGUGCUUAUAAACAUGUUUAUCGCCAUCAUCAACGAGACUUAUGUGGGUGUCAAGUCGGAUCUGCAAUCUCAAGAGAAUGAAUUUGAGAUGAGAGACUUUUUCAAAAAGAGGAUGAAGAGGAUGUUGGAUAAAAUGAAGAUGAAGAAAAGUCGCAUCGAAAAACUACAACAAGCCAUGGAAUUGGCCAACACGAGUAAAGGCGGGCGAAUGGAUUACGACGACUUGGUCACACAUCUGAACGCGAAUGGAUUUACCAGUGAGGAAAUUGACAAUGUGUUUGGCAGAUUUGACUACGAUAAUGACCGUCAACUGUCUAGUAUGGAACAAUUGAAGAUGCAAGCCAAACUGGAGGAAGAAAAGAUGACGUUAGUCCAAGAAAUAGCAAAGGAGGAGAAGAUAGUAUUGGAAGCCUGUCAAACCGAUGAACAUCAGCGUGGUCCACCAGAGGUCACACAAGCCGAAUUCACCAGCGUCCUGAAACGCAUCACAAGAAUUGAAUGUGGAAUGACCACAGUAAUCGAACACCUAGCAACCGUUUUGAAAGGUCUGGGCAGCAUAGAGAAAACAAAAUUAAUCAAGCGCGAAGCUAUGACACGUCUCCUGCAAACUGUGGUCACAUCACCGCUCACAUUAACGAAGUCUCUCUGUCAUUCGAUGUACGCAUAUAACCCCUCCCACCGACAUCUUUUCCCUGUUUUCGUGUUGUUCGUCAAUCAUAUGCCAAGUCGCAUCUCGACGUUGUUUCUCUGUGUGUCAAUUACUCAACUGAGCAUUCAGUUGCUCAUCCCCAAGAGUAUGCAUCCGAUGUGAGAAUUAAAAUCUCUU
Opisthorchis viverrini is the source of this 2337-nucleotide messenger RNA. RefSeq lists its product as hypothetical. Lineage: Eukaryota; Metazoa; Platyhelminthes; Trematoda; Opisthorchiida; Opisthorchiidae. Gene Ontology annotation, biological process: detection of mechanical stimulus. The coding region runs from base 199 to 2322 and encodes 707 amino acids. The transcript has 12 exons. The record is from RefSeq and is a predicted model, not a curated record. Gene Ontology annotation, cellular component: membrane. Gene Ontology annotation, molecular function: calcium ion binding; calcium channel activity.